Molecule: messenger RNA, 772 nt
Organism: Calliphora vicina (urban bluebottle blowfly)
Lineage: Eukaryota; Metazoa; Arthropoda; Insecta; Diptera; Calliphoridae
Gene: mRpS18B
Product: mitochondrial ribosomal protein S18B
Exons: 1
Coding region: 104-772 (222 amino acids)
Biological process (GO): mitochondrial translation
Cellular component (GO): ribosome; mitochondrion
Molecular function (GO): structural constituent of ribosome
Source: RefSeq, a predicted model, not a curated record
AUCGGUCACUACGUAAAUCACAUAAGACGAAGAGAAAAAAAACCUACCAUAGGUUACCGAUUUAAUUAUAAUUUCUGUGAGAAAAAGUUAUUAAUCAUACAAUAUGAUUUCAUUUUCCCGUGGAUUGGGAAAUAUACUAACGCGUAUUGCCUUCACCAACACGGGUUCAAGUGUCCAGUUAGCGAGAACACUGCAAACCACAUGUAAAUUAGAUUGUGAAAUUAAACAGCAACAACAAGAAGAAACUUCCACUGACAGUACUUUAGCAGCUGAUGGUGGUGCAACAGAGCUACAAGAGAAACGUGAAUUAACCGAACAAGAACUAAAGUUAUUACGAAAAGAUCGUUCACAAAAAAUACCGGUAGAAACAUCGAUUCGUUACUUGAAAAGUGACGCAUAUCAACAAACAUACGGCCAACAGUUUGUGUGGGAACAAUAUAGACGUAAUCACAAGGGAUUGUUUCCACCACGUCAAACUCGCAAGACCUGCAUACGCAAGGACACCAUAACAACCGGAAACCCCUGUCCCAUUUGUAGGGACGAAUAUUUGGUACUCGAUCAUCGUAACAUUGAAUUAUUGAAACAGUUUAUUUCACCACAUUCCGGCGAAGUGCUGAGUUACACCAAGACCGGCUUGUGCCAAAAGAAGCACUUGCAGUUGUUGGUUGCCGUUGAAAGGGCCAAGGACUACGGCUUGUUAACCUUUGACGUGCCCUUCCGGGAAUUCGAUUACAGUGAAUUUUACGAUAAAAAAGUUGAAUCUAAAAAUUAG